Molecule: messenger RNA, 777 nt
Organism: Ananas comosus (pineapple)
Lineage: Eukaryota; Viridiplantae; Streptophyta; Magnoliopsida; Poales; Bromeliaceae
Product: acyl carrier protein 2, chloroplastic-like
Exons: 4
Coding region: 71-502 (143 amino acids)
Biological process (GO): fatty acid biosynthetic process
Molecular function (GO): acyl carrier activity
Source: RefSeq, a predicted model, not a curated record
UCUCCAUCACCACUCCGCAUCGUUCUCGUCGCUCCUCUCUCCCUCGAUCUCGAUCUCGAUCUCGCCUCCCAUGGCCUCUACCAUCGGAUCGGCGAUCUCCUCCAUCUCCGCAACGCCGCGCCGUAGCAGCGUAGCGACGGCAGUCAAUGGGAUUUCGAGCCUGAAAUCAGUCUCUUUCUCCAGCCGGAGAAAGAGCCUUCCAUCUAUCCGUUUGCAGCCGGCUCCAUUACGAUUUCGAAUUUCGUGUGCUGCCAAGCAAGAGACAGUGGACAAGGUGUGCGAGAUAGUGAAGAAUCAGUUAGCACUUGCUGACAAUAUCAUAGUCGCUGGGAGCUCAAAAUUUUCGGAACUCGGAGCUGAUUCACUAGACACGGUUGAGAUUGUGAUGCGGCUCGAGGAGACAUUCGAGAUUAACGUGGACGAAGCAAGUGCCCAGAACAUUGCUACCGUGCAGGAUGUUGCCGAUCUCAUCGAAAAGCUUGCUGCGGAGAAGUCAGCUUAGGUCCAUAGAAGUGGCAUUUCAAACUGAGUUUUCAAGCCAAAUCCUAUUUCUGCAAUCUUAGUACAAUGUAGUGCUCCUGCGAUCUUGUUAUUUGUGAUAGAACUUGCUGUUUUCUAGUUGCAGAUCCUGAAAUGCCCGAGAUGACUCUGUGUUGUAUUUGUGUGUGUGUGUUCUUCUUUCUUAUUUUGGGGAUUAAUUUUGCGAAUUCGAUGUUGUUUCGCACUGCAGAAUCCGCAUUGAGAUGCAGUUACAUGAACUUGCAAUUUCUUUUCAUA